This is a messenger RNA of Jatropha curcas, 1175 nucleotides long. Its product is annotated as Adenine nucleotide alpha hydrolases-like superfamily protein. The record is from RefSeq and is a predicted model, not a curated record. Lineage: Eukaryota; Viridiplantae; Streptophyta; Magnoliopsida; Malpighiales; Euphorbiaceae.
UUGAAGGGGCAAAAAAAAUACAAAUUCUUGUGAUCAAAGUUCUUUUUAUUUAUGUUUUUUUUCUGAAACCAACUCACAAGUCCCAACUUCCUCUUACCCUCUCAACAAAUCCCUCCCUCCCUCACUUGUCACUCACUUUCUACUACUACACACUCUCAGUCUCUCUCUCUCUCUCUCUCUCUCUCUCUCUCUCUAGAGUUAUAGCUCAUUGUACCAUUUCAUUCUACAACUCUGUGAUUACAAAUUCUAUAAGAAUACAUUAUCGAAAGAAAAUGCCAAGUUCAGGCUCUUUCUUGAGGCAGCUAAGUAGCAAAGAAGCUUGGAGAUCCAAAUCUAACAGGUGGGGUGCUAAUAAUAAAAGCUAUAGCACUUCUGAAGGUGAUAGAAACUGGGGUUUAAUGCAGAUGGAGGGUUUUAACAAUUUUUAUGGUAAUAACAAUGAAAAUGGUGGAUUGAUUAUGAGGAAAAGAGUGAUGGUAGUAGUGGAUCAAACUUCUCAUUCUAAGCAUGCAAUGAUGUGGGCACUCACUCAUAUAGCUAAUAAGGGUGAUUUGCUUACUCUGCUUCAUAUUAUCCCCUCUGCCUCUGAUUCUUCUUCUCCUCCUUAUCUUGCUAAUUCCCUUGGGUCUCUUUGCAAGGCUUGCAAGCCUGAGGUGGAAGUGGAAGCACUGGUGAUCCAAGGGCCAAGGCUAGCUACAGUAAUGAAUCAAGUGAAGAAAUUGGAUGUGUCUGUUUUAGUACUGGGCCAGAAAAAGCCCUCUGCUUUAAUGAACUGCCUUUGUGGGGCCAGCAGCAGUGAGGAGUUUGUGGAGCAGUGCAUUAACAAGGUAGAGUGCCUAACCAUUGGAGUGAGCAAGCAGAGCAAAAGUGUGGGUGGGUACCUUAUUAGCACUAGAUGGAGGAAGAACUUCUGGUUAUUAGCUUAGUUUAAUAAUAAAGUUAGUGACUUUGAAAAGAUAGAUAAAAAGUGUUAUUAUUUAGAUACCCUAAUAUCACCUUCUGUAGACCAUUAAGUGCUAACUAGAUGUUCCUUUUUACUAAUGGCAUGUCAUUAAAAUCUCUCUCCUCUCUAUCCCUCUCAUCUAGUUUGAUAAAACCAAUAGCUAUUGGGCAUCUUAUGUAAUGUAAUAUUAUUAUGGAUGCAAUCCUGAAAUCUGUUUAUUUACUCUCAUUAA